This is a messenger RNA of Portunus trituberculatus (swimming crab), 8220 nucleotides long. RefSeq names its product protein scribble homolog (gene scrib). Lineage: Eukaryota; Metazoa; Arthropoda; Malacostraca; Decapoda; Portunidae. The transcript is spliced from 38 exons. Gene Ontology annotation, cellular component: postsynaptic membrane; postsynaptic density; adherens junction. Bases 134 to 6091 code for a protein of 1985 amino acids. Gene Ontology annotation, biological process: neurotransmitter receptor transport postsynaptic membrane to endosome; neurotransmitter receptor transport, endosome to postsynaptic membrane. The record is from RefSeq and is a predicted model, not a curated record. Gene Ontology annotation, molecular function: protein binding.
UCAGUGCGAAGGGGUGGGAGGGAGUGGCUGUGUCUUUGUCGGUGUGGCCUGUGGGUGUUCCGCUGUGCUGGUGUAAGGCCGAGUGGAGGAGGCUUUGUUGAUUAUGUGUGGUGCUUAACGCGACCCCAAAGCCAUGUUUCGGUGUAUCCCCAUCUUCAAGGGGUGUAACAGGCAUGUGGAGUACGUGGACAAGCGGCACUGUUCCCUGGGCAGUGUUCCCGACGACAUACUGCGCUACGCCAGGAGUCUGGAGGAGGUGUUGCUGGACGCCAACCACAUCCGUGACCUGCCCAAGAACUUUUUCCGCCUUCAUAAGCUGCGGCGACUUGGCCUCAGUGACAAUGAGAUUUCCAAGCUGCCUCCAGACAUCCAAAACUUUGAAAACCUGGUGGAGCUGGAUGUGUCAAGGAACGACAUUCCUGACAUCCCGGACAGCAUCAAGAACCUUAAGGCUUUGCAGGUGGCAGACUUCAGCAGCAACCCCAUUCCAAAGUUACCAGGAGGCUUCACGCAGCUGCGGAACCUGACCGUGCUGGGCCUCAAUGAUAUGUCCCUCACCAACCUGCCCUAUGAUUUUGGUUGCUUAAUCAAUCUGCAGUCCCUGGAGCUUCGGGAGAAUCUGCUGAAGGGACUGCCGGAGUCAGUGUCUCAGCUAAGCAAACUGGAGCGGCUUGACAUUGGAGACAAUGACAUUGAAGAACUACCUCCACACAUUGGGGACCUGCCAGCCUUGCAAGAGCUGUGGCUAGACCACAACCAGAUAUCCCAUCUUCCCCCCGAGACUGGUCGGCUCAAGAACCUCCUCUGCCUUGACGUCAGUGAGAACAGGCUUGAGGACGUGCCAGAGGGCCUGUCUGGCCUCACCAAUCUCACAGACCUUCACCUCUCCCAGAACCUCAUUGAAACCCUCCCAGAUGGCAUUGGUGCCCUCACCAAGUUGACAAUUUUUAAGGUGGACCAGAACAGACUCAUGACUCUCAAUCCCAACAUUGGAAAAUGUGAGAACCUGCAGGAGCUCAUCCUAACAGACAACAUGUUGAAGGAAUUGCCCAGCACUAUCGGCAAUCUCAAAAAGCUCACAAACCUCAAUGUUGACCGAAACAAGUUAACUGAGCUCCCAGCACAAAUAGGAAAACUCGAAAACCUGGGAGUGUUGUCGUUGCGUGAGAACCAGCUCCAGUACCUUCCUCCUGAGACCGGAAACUGCAGAGAACUCCAUGUUCUUGAUGUCUCUGGUAACAGGCUGCAGUACCUGCCUCUGACCAUAACAGUGCUGAACCUCAAGGCAGUGUGGCUUAGUGAGAACCAAGCUCAACCGAUGCUCAAUUUCCAAACUGAGGUUGAUGAAGCUUCAGGCCAAGAAGUGCUCACCUGUUUCCUACUGCCCCAACAAGAGUACCAACAUGACAAUCUUGAGUACGCCUGUGGUAUGGGUGGUAGCGAGGGCAGGCUGUACCGCACUGGUGACCUCAGCACCGAUAAUCUGACCGCCAUCGGCUCUGCAGCUAAUGAGUGGGCCCACGAGGACGAGGACAGCUGGGACCCCAAUGACCCUAACGAAGAGUCCCGGGUCUCGGUGGUCAAGUUCAGCGAUGACAAAGACACCGAGGACGGCAAGGAGAGUAACUUUGUGCGCCACAACACUCCACAUCCCCGGGAGCUGAAGGCGCGGGCAGAAAAGCUGUUUGGCAAGGGCGGCAAGACAAGUGAUGGCCCACUGGUGUCUGCCAGAGAUUUAACGGAUAAGGAAGCAAUGCAUCUCCAGCGAGCCUCCCCACCUGCCAGUCCCAGGCAGCCUGGCCAGGAAGUGUCAGCCCAGGUAGAACAACAGCCAAAGCUUCAGCAGGAGGCACACUCAGAGGCCCAGCCUGGAGGACAUGCAGAUGAAGACACUGAUGGCCUCACUGAUGACAGCCAGACUCUGAUGGAGAAUGAGAAGCGUGUUGGGUUCUCCAUUGAGGGCAUAGAGACCACAGACUCUGAUAACAGUCAGGAGGAACAGAAACGGCCUGGUCGCCUGCACCGGCAGAACACACCACACCAUCUUAAAAACAAGCGCAUCACUUCAACCAAGAGUGCAGACCUGGAGAAAGUUGCGUCUAUUAUUGCACAACAGCAGCAGGCCCUGCAGCGAGGGGAUGGGAGUGAGACGGAUGGCACCCAGAAUCGUGGCGGGGAAUCAGAUGCAGAUAAUCAUUCCUUAGAAUCUGGUCCAUCUGUGGUGGUGGAUGUGAAGCAGAUGGAGGUGGUUGUCGAGCGAACUACAGGUGGCUUGGGACUGUCCAUUGCGGGUGGCCGUGGCUCCACUCCGUACAAAGGGGAUGAUGAGGGCAUCUUCAUAUCUAGAGUGACUGAAGGUGGCCCUGCAUACCUGGCUGGUCUCAGGGUUGGAGACAAACUGCUGAUGGUGAAUGGGCAUGAUGUGGAGGUGUGUGACCACUACGAGGCCGUCAACAUCAUGCGGGAGGCUGGCUCACAACUCAGGCUCGAGGUGUCGCGGGAGGUGACCAGAAUUGUCCCAGAGAAGAAAUCUUCAAAAACUGAGCCUGUUGCCAACCAUGUGAUAUCACAAGAGGUAGAAAGUUGUGUCACCACUACUAACUCGGAAGCCCUAGAGGAGCAGCUUUCAGCACCACCCCCUCUUGUCACGGCCAAUCAUGUGGCCAUGACAGUUAAUGGCCAUGAUGGCUCCCCAGCAGUGAAUGGGGAACAUCUGGGUGUUAAUGGGGAUGCCAAUGGGGAAAUGGAGGUGCUCACUGAAACAAUAUACACCACACUCAUGAGGGACCACAAUGGCCUUGGCUUCAGUAUUGCUGGUGGUCGGGGAGCAGCACAGUUCAAAGAUGGAUCAGAUGCCAUCUAUAUAUCCAGAAUAACAGAAGGUGGAGCAGCAGCCAAGGAUGGAAAACUAAGAGUUGGAGACCGAGUCAUAUCUAUCAACGGCGUUGACUUGGAUGGGGCUCGGCAUGACCAAGCGGUGUCAAUGCUGACUGGCAUAGAGAGAUUUGUGCGUCUGGUGGUGCACCGGGAGACUUUGGUGACACCAGGCCAGGGCAAUACCAGCUCAAGGACCUCACCAAGAGUUUUUGGGGCACCAAGACCAUACACUGGACUGUACAGUGCUGGGUCUUACAUGGCUAACAGACCCAGCUACACAGGUUACCGACGGGCCCAACCGGGAGGAAGGAUAUCAAGUUCCAACCUGUCAGAGGGCAACUAUAGUGGCCAAACCAGCCCAGCAGCUUCUCCUGCCACCACCACCAGGCUACCUCAGAAGCAGUCUGGCUCACAGGAGCCUGUGGCACCACCCACCACUACCACAACCACAGAGGAUCCCUUUGCUGCUGGCACCACCCAGGUAGCCUUGCAAAAACCUCUCACUAAUGAUGACUUUCAGGCCCUCAUCCCACAGCACUUCCUGCAGGGAGGCAGAGCGUUGGGUGAGUCAAGCGCCCCUAGCCACCAGGUGACCGUCAACAUGCCAGGGGACCAUGGCCCCAUGAGCAUGGCCCUCCCUCCUCCGCCUACCAAGUUAGGGAAGGUCACAGAGACCGUCACCAAAUCCACCCUCACCGAGACAGUAGUUACACGGAUCACUGACAACCAGCUGGCCCCGGUGCCGCUGGUGGUGGAGGAAGUGACAUUAUACAAGGAUGGGGGACCAUUAGGACUAAGUAUUAUUGGUGGAUCAGACCAUUUUUGUGUUCCAUUUGGCACCUCUCCAGAUGAUCCAGGAAUAUACAUAUCAAAGAUCACAGCAGGUGGGGCAGCCCACAAGACUGGGAAGCUGAGGAUGGGUGACCGCAUCCUCAUGGUGAAUGGUGUGGACAUGAGCGGUGCCACUCACCAGGAUGCAGUGAUGGCCCUACUCAACCCACCCAAUGAAAUCACCCUCGCUGUCCGCCAUGACCCUCAGCCUAAAGGACUCAAGGAGGUGGUCAUCAAGAAGCAGGUUGGAGAGCGGCUUGGCAUGAACAUCAAAGGUGGUGUCCAGGGCUCCCCUGGCAAUCCACUUGACAAGUCAGAUGAAGGUGUCUUUAUCUCCAAAAUAAACUCCAAUGGGGCAGUUCACCGGGAUGGGAGAUUAAAGGUUGGAUUGCGGUUGCUGGAGGUGAAUGACUCGUCCUUGCUGGGCAUCAGUCACGAGGAAGCGGUAGCAGUGAUGCGCUCAGCAGGCUCCACAAUCCGGCUUGUGGUGUGUGAUGGUUAUGACUACAGUCUGGUGCAGCAGAUGAAGAGUGAAGGUCGUCUGGGUCAGGAUUCUCGCAGCACCAGUCACAGUGUUACUUCCUUGGACAAAGAGAGUCGAGAGGCUUCUAAUGCACCACAACAGGAGUCUGUCUCCAGCCUGCAUGAAGAAGCCUCUACCAAGACAACUCCCCCACCCACCCUCCUGACUCCUUCCCGUAGUCCAUCUCCCUCCUCCUGUCCACCUGAGUCUGCUACCACUGCAAGGAGUGACUUGCCCGAAACUGAUGAGGAUGAGGGGCGUGACACUCCUCUGCUAUCACACACCUCCACUGCCUUACCUCAUGUCCAGCAGGACAAAUCAGCACCUGAAAUUGUGAUGGAUGUUGUGAGGGUAGCAGAGCAGCUCACCACACGACCCUCCUCCCAAAACUCCAUGGGCUCCUCCUCUCCACUGGACCGCAAGACUGCAGCUGAGACCAAGAUGACUACAGUGGUUCUAGGCAAACACACCUUGGCCCCUCAAACUAGUACACCCAUCGCCUCGGGCCGAUGCAGUGCUGGUGGUGGUCAGCUCAGUAACAGUGCCUCCCCUGUACCCCCUUCCUCCUCCCCCCUCCCUGUUAGCCUCCCUAAUGCCCUCACAUGUGGAGGUGUGAUGGAGGACUUGAUUGGCUCUGAAAUAUCUGUGGGGCACAAGCCUGCUGGUGUAGAGGUCAGGGGGGUCAAGACUGAGGAGACCCCCACCCAGAGCCCUGGCAAAAUGACACUUAAGGAUCGCAUGAAGUUCUUUGAGGAUGAGAUGAAGAGGGACAAGGCUGGACCACCUAAAGAAAACAAGAAGUUCUCUUUCCUGAGCCAGGAUGAAGUGUCCAAGAUGAAAGAGGAUGAAGACCGCCGGGUGGCCAACAUGACAGUAGAGCAGCUUGCGGACCUCUCCCGCUUGGAAGAUGUGGAGGAGAUGGCAGAUGACCUAGCACUGCAGCUGGGAGUGGAGAGUGACCGUCACCACUACAAGUACAAUGACCAUGACAUUUUGGAAGGGCUUAGGGAGACCACAGAGACAGAUUCUCCAUACAGAUCUGGCAGUGAAAUGAGUGGUGUACGAACAGCAAAGGCAGAGAGAAGAGUGAAAGGUACAGAGGAAGAAGAGGAGCACCUCUCCCCAGCUGAAAAGAGGCGACUGGAGGCAGAAAAGAGGGCAGCUUGGAGGCAAGCCAGACUAAGGAGCCUUGAGAAUGAUGCAGUACAAGCUCAGUAUGUUAUAGAGAAGUGCAGCGAGCUCUCAGAGUCUGCAAAUGAUAACACUAGUAAUGACAACUCAGUUAUUAGCCACAACAACCUGGACCAAGAGAAUAACUUGCCCAGCUUGAAUCACAAGUGGUCCAAACUGGUUGUGAUCACGAAACCCACCGAGAAGAUUGUGGCUGAGCGAGACCGUGUCCUGUCUGAGAAAGUGAUGCGCAAGACGGUGCCAAUCUUGGACCCCAACACAGGGGAUGUGAACGUUGAGACCACGGAGACUAUUGAAAGGAUCAUUGAGCGUGAGGUGGAGACUUGUCGAGAGACUUUAAUGACCCUCUCUUUGACUGAUGCGGAAAAUGCUAACACAGAUCCAACAGAAACCACAGAUCCUACUACAGACAGCAGGACACAAGACCAUGCGUCUGACACUUGUGACAACCAGCCAGCAAAAAGCACCAACAAAAGAAAGGAGAAUCAAGGGAAUAUCCAGACCAGAGAUUCUGUGAACUAUGAUGGAGACUCCACGGCAAGCUCACCUGAAGACCCUGAAGAGUCUGUCACGGGGGACUUUGCUGCAAUGUCAACAGAUGAUUCCGACCAUGAUUUGCACAUUCCUUUACCUCAGAAUAGCUCAUUGGACCACCAUGUCAAGAAGUGAUCAGGUUGAAAUGUACUUUCAUUCAGUCUUAUUAUCGUUAUUAUUUUUAUUAUUCUUUUUUUAAUUUUGUGAUGUAAAUUAACCGUAAAUUUUAGUGUAGUUUAAGUUAUAAAACAUGUUGUGUGCUCAUGUGGUGUAUGACCUUGUAUGUGUCUGUGUGUGUGUAGGUAAGAGAGAGAGAGAGAGAAUGUAUGUUUUUAUUUUAUUUUUUCUACCUUUAUUUUUGUUUGAUUAACACCAUCUACACAUCAUAAGGAAAAAACUGAAAAGCACUGAAGGUCAAAUAAAACAUAUCAAGUUUUGAAUAAGACUGAGCCUUGUGAGCAGCAAUCCUCACAUUAGCUCUGGAAAAAGCUGAACUUGGACUAUAAAUGACCUUUCCAUUCUAGCUGUCAGUGCUGUGACAAAUUACAAUUGUGAUUAAAAAAAAUUUAGCUUUAAAUAUGAUGGUAUCAGGCAUUUAUGAUUUCUUACUGAAUGUUCAUUUGUGUAAAUGCCUUAAAUCAAUUACCUCGUGGAUCUGCUCUGAACAGCCGUGUGCUUCAGCAUGUCUUCAGGUUUACUGUUGAUGCAUGGUAAUGAUUGAAGAGGCAUGAUUGUUAAGAUUAUCUAUUUUUGAAUGAAACUGAAAGUUUGCAAAGCUUUAGCUGUUAGUUCUAAAGCAUUGUCAAGCCUCCUUUUAGUGUUAUAUGAUGUACAUGUGAAGCUACAUACAUUGUUGUGGAUAUAAAUAUCCAUAGUUUUUAUUUUGUCCAAGUUGGUACAUACUUCUCUUGAUGUAAAUAUUUAAAGACAGUUAAGCUAGGUGUACAACUUGGUAAAUAUCUUUUGUAAGGAUUUUAUAUUGAGGAAUAACUUCUCAGAUUCCAUAGUUGCAAGUUGUAGUAUGUGGGAUAUUAUCAAAUUUUAAUCCAUAAUUUGAUUGAUUAUUGCUUUUUAAAUUUUUAGUAAAGAUUUAUACUUACUUUUCCAUUGAUUACAGUAGGUUUUGUCAGGUGGGAAUGAUACCAAUGCUUUAAGUUAUUUACUGUAUUAUGAUAUAGUAUGAAAGACAGUGAGAGCUCUACCAUCCCAUCUUCCAGCUUAUAAAUGAAUACAUUUAGCUAUCAAACUUUCAUGAAAAGACAAAGUUGUGUUAAAACCUUGUUAUCCAAAUCUGAGAAGGUCCUGUUUAAGCCAUGUGACAUGGUUGGCAUGUGUGGUGAUGGUGAUGCACUACACAAGCCUUAUUGUUUUGGUUGUGAGAGCUCAUCCUACAUUUAGAUGUUGUACCAGACCCAACACAAUUUUAUUUGGCCUCUUGGACAUCUAAUUAGCUGACUAACAGAAACAUCUUGUGAUGGCAGCAUGAUGUAAUAAACAUCAAAGGCAAAGUUUAUAUUACAAGAAUAAUUAUAGGUAGUGUAUUGCAGACAAACAUGAUUCAAUGAUGUAAUCUGAAAAAUAACUGUUUGAAGUAUUUUGAAAGUGAAGGACAUCAUGUUAAGUUUUCUACAGCAGCAGAAAGUGUCACACUGAGGAGGAAUGUCAGCUGUUUCAGAGCAGCAUAAAUUGCAGUGCAGCAAUAGAAAGCCAGUGGCUGGGUUAUCACUGACUUAACAAAUAAUGUAGUAACAGUUUUAAAAGUUAGCAGUCAAUUAAUGUGUAAUAUUUUGUAAUGAGGAUAAUUUUUCUACUUGUAUUUUAUCUAUUUUAGAUUUUUAGAGGUUAACUUUCCAUGCAAAGAUUUUUUUUACAGUCUAACAUACUUGGUUUCCCAGAAAUGAGAUAAUGGAGCUUCUAUAAUAUUUCAAUAAUUUUUGUCUCCACUUAUAAGAAAUUGGAGUGAAUGAUUACUUUACCUUAAUACUGACUUGCUACCAAAUCCCUUACUGAGUAUAGAGAGCUGGCUCCUUGUCAUUAUUAUGAUCCAUUCCAUGUCAAUCACUUGACAUGUGCUAUCUGGCUGAUUGUAAUGUGAAUUAUUACCUAUUAUGUGUUCCUUGUUUUCUUGCUUGGCCCACACUACCUGCUCUGUGUUAAAGGGCUAGUGACUGAACAAGUGUCCCACCUGUGCAGCUUCCAAAGCACUGUGAGUCCUGUUAACACACAUGACCAUAUCCAUUUUGUAAAUAAAGUGUUAUAUAAAU